Molecule: messenger RNA, 6014 nt
Organism: Zootoca vivipara (common lizard)
Lineage: Eukaryota; Metazoa; Chordata; Lepidosauria; Squamata; Lacertidae
Product: neuropeptide Y receptor type 6
Biological process (GO): G protein-coupled receptor signaling pathway
Cellular component (GO): plasma membrane; neuron projection
Molecular function (GO): neuropeptide binding; neuropeptide Y receptor activity
Source: RefSeq, a predicted model, not a curated record
UUCUCUCUCAGAGCAGUGGCUCUUGACUGUGGUGAUUUCAGUUCUCGGAAGGAAAAGCUCAGAGCAUCAGUUUGCUUCAGAAGACCGUGAACUAAAGGGGCUUUGCCUCUGGUUGUAGUUAAAAGGCUCAAAAUGCAGUACCUCUGAUUCCUUUCCAAGCAAAAUGUAUGUCGGCUGAUUUUGUCAAUAUUUAAUAUGAAAAGGGAAAGAAGGCUGGUCAAAGCAAGGGAGAGGAAGUGUUGUGUGGAUUUUCCAAAAGCUUGCAGUUUCCUCAUCUUGGCUUUACCUUGUAACAGCAGGAUACUUAUUGACAGAGGCAAAGACUCAUUGAUCCUGGCUUACAUUUCAGUGUCACUUCAUUAAUGGACCACGGAGUGUUUCAUGAAGGAUAAAACAAAAACAUUCAAGGGCCUGGCAUGGAUCCGUCUGUUGCAAACAGCAGUAAGUUGCAGUUUUCACACUUUGAAUCCUGCUUGCCGUCUGUUCCUGCAAUCUUCUUCCUCAUCACAGCUUACGCUGUAGUCAUGCUGGUGGGGCUCCUUGGCAACCUUUGCCUAAUUAUUAUCAUCAGGAAACAGAAAGAAAGCCAGAAUGUCACCAACAUUUUGAUCGCCAACCUCUCCCUAUCCGACAUUUUCGUUUGUGUCAUGUGCAUCCCUUUCACUGUUGCGUACACUUUGAUGGAUUACUGGGUGUUUGGAGAAGCCAUGUGUAAAAUAUUUAAUUUUGUACAAAGUAUGUCUGUCACUGCCUCUACAUUCUCACUUGUGUUAAUUGCUGUCGAGAGGUAUCAGUUAAUAGUAAACCCACGAGGUUGGAAGCCUAGUAUUUCACAUGCAUUUUGGGGAAUUAUCUUCAUUUGGGCCUUUUCUAUAAUACUGUCGACUCCUUUUUUUUUAUUCCACCAAGUCACCGAUGACCCCUUUAGAAACCUUUCUUCCCACAGUGAUAUUUAUAUGAACAAAGUUGUCUGCGUUGAAGUAUGGCCAUCCCUUGAGGAGAGGCGUAGCUUUACCACAACAAUGUUAGUUUUCCAGUAUUUCUUACCACUAGGGUUUAUUUUCGUCUGUUACAUGAAGAUAUUUAUGUGCCUUCAGAAGAGGCAGAGUAAAGUGGAUAAGAUAAGGGAGAAUGAGGUCAGGCUAAAUGAGAGUAAAAGGAUUAAUAUUAUGUUGAUUUCAAUUGUUGCAACCUUUGGGGCAUGUUGGUUACCGCUGUACAUAUUUAACGUUGUGUUUGACUGGAACCACGAGGCCCUGAGCAACUGCCACCAUAAUGUGGUCUUUACUUUGUGUCAUUUGGUAGCCAUGAUUUCGACGUGUGUCAAUCCAAUCUUCUAUGGAUUCCUCAACAAGAAUUUUCAGAAAGAUUUGGCUAGUCUGCUUCACAAUUUCAAAUGCUGUGAAUCUCAAGGGUUGUUUGAGAACAUCGCCCUUUCAACUCUGAACACUGAUGUGUCAAGGGGAUCCUUUAAGCUGAACAACAUGCCUUCAAAUAUCUGAAACGGGCAACCUUUGAAUCAUUUACAUGUCUUUGUCAUGAAUUACUGUAUUGCCAAGUUACUCAUAUGGAAGUGUGGCCUUCUGGCUCUUGUCAGCAAAGUCCUGUUCUCAAAGUGAAAUCAAGAGCCUACCUGAAUAUUAAUGUAUCAUUCAAGUGAAUAAAACAAAUUGGAUUAAUAAUAUUUAUUAACAACCCCAUAUUUAUUAAAGACCUUUUACAGGAGCUUCCAAUGUUGCAGUGCUAGAAAACUGGAAGUGUGGGAAGGAGAAUCUGGAAAAGGAGAUACCACUUGGAUUGGACGAUGAUGCAAUAUCCUGUGUGGGCUGUAUCACCUGUAUUUUCCUCAUGGUUCUCCUGGUCUGCCUGAAUCAGUACUUCUGACAAAGGCCCCUUGACUACCUGAACAUAAUACCAAUAAUUAGUCUCUUAAGCAACUGACUCUUAUUCUGCUCACAUAACUACUAUGUUGAAUACAACCCAUCAUCUUGUCCUCUGAUAUGUCAUUAAUAUGUCAUUCUGACAGGUGCUGGAUUGUAUCAAACGCAAUAACUGCAUGCAGGACAACUUCUGUGAGUGCAAUGGAACAAGCUCUCCACCCCCCCCCCCCAACACACUCCCUUUCCCAAAUCUGCUAUGGAUUUCCCCCCAAUGCUCUGAGUCCCAUCAGUGGAAGCCCGGCACAAGGAUCUAUAGCAGCGAUAGCUUAGUCAGUUUGAGCCCCACCUUGGGCAAAGGAUUCCUACAUUGCAGGGGGGUUGGACUAGAUGCCCCUUGUGGUCCCAUCCAACUCUACAAUUCUAUUAUUCUAUGCUUGUCCCCACUCUCCCUCAUCACAUGAUGGAUUAAAACCCCUGGAUACUGCUUGCGUAUGGUAGAAAUUCCCUGCCAACCUAGCAGUUCAAAAGCACGUCAAAGUGCAAGUAGAUAAAUAGGUACUGCUCCGGCGGGAAGGUAAACGUGUUUCCGUGUGCUGCUCUGGUUUCACCAGAAGCGGCUUAGUCAUGCUGGUCACAUGACCAGGAAAAACUGUCUGCGGACAAACGUCGGCUCCCUCGGCCAGUAAAGCGAGAUGAGCACCGCAACCCCAAAGUCAUUUGUGACUGGACUUGACUGUCAGGGGUCCUUUACCUUUAUGGUAGAAAUGUUUGAACACACAUCCUCAAUCUUGAAAUUCAAUGAAUAUGUGUUCUGACCACUUCCACCACACUUUGCAAUGUAUGUCUGCCUCUAGUCUGACCACUAUUGUUGAAAACAAUGUGAGGAAUGAUCAGGGUUCUUUUCUUUCCAAUUAAGGUAAUUCUGUUCUUUCAUUCAUAGACAUAGUUGCUGUAUUUUUACUAUGCUGCUUCCUGUGUCCUGAAUAGCAGCCUGACAUGCAAAAUUAAAGAAGCUAAAGAUAAAGAGAUGGGGGUGGGUGAUUUUACGUCCUAAAUGUCUGCAUGUCAAGCUAGUAUUCAGGAUACAGGGAAAGGAUGACGACUUGAAAUUCUACUGACAGAACUGUUGCCCUAUUUAUAUAACUCAAUAGCAUAUCAUUGAUUUCUGUGGCAUUUGCUUUUGAAUAAGUAUACCUAGGAUUGCAGACUGGGAGAAUUUAUGUUAUAUUUCAUCCUAUAAUAAAAUACAGGGGACCCAGGUGGCGCUGUGGGUUAAACCACAGAGUCUAGGGCUUGCUGCUCAGAAGGUCGGUGGUUCGAAUCCCUGCAACGGGGUGAGCUCCUGUUGCUCGGUCCCAGCUCCUGCCCACCUAGCAGUUCGAAAGCACAUCAAAGUGCAAGUAGAUAAAUAGGGACUGCUCCGGCGGGAAGGUAAACGGCGUUUCCAUGCACUGCUCUGGUUCGCCAGAAGCAGCUUUGUCAUGCUGGCCACAUGACCCGGAAGCUGUCUGCGGACAAACGCCGGCUCCCUCGGCCUAUAGAGCGAGAUGAGCGCCGCAACCCUAGAGUCAGACAUGACUGGACCUGAUGGUCAGGGGCCCCUUUACCUUUUUAUAAUAAAAUACAGGAACUUGUAAAAGAAGUUCAUUUUCCUGCAACAAUUCAUCGUUUUUAAUGUAAAAAGCCUACCUGUGCUGCCCUCGGACAGGGUGUAAAACGGCAUCAAUAUUUUUCAUCUGCAGCUGAAUUGCUGUAUCUUUGAAUGACCACAUUAUUUUCUAAAAAGGAAUACCUGCUUUUCUGUAUUUGUUUGAAAACAUGAAUGUGACAGAAAUGUUUCCAAAACAGCCAUUAGUUUAAGACAGAUAGAUUGGAGCCAGCCACAAGAAGCUAUCCUAACUGUUUACAAGGCAAAGACAGGUUUGAACUGCUUAAAAGAUCAUGAAUCCAAUGGAACUCUGAAGAGAGAAAUCCAGUUAAAGUGAACCCAUAUAGAACAUUUCAGACAAAUACAGAGUGAAAAAAGAAUCUAAUAACAUGAACACUUCAUACCUGAGUGCAAACUAUAUUUCUAUGAGAAGCAGCUGCCUCAUCUAACCUCUAUGUGACUUCAGACUGGUGUUAUUGACAAAUAAUGGUACAGUAAUAGUAUCUGUGGUAAUGUACAUUUGACUGGAACUGUUUAGGUGUCAUUUCUAUUCAUGAUUCUAACAACAUGUUUCAACUGUGGGCAACUGUUGGUCUUUACAUCUAUUUUUUUGUAUACCAAAUGUUGUACAACUUUAUAUUAGUCUCGUGGUUUUCGAGUGCUAAAUUUUGUAAGCCAUUGUAAGCCAUAUAAAUAUUCACUCUGAAAUAUAUCAAAUAUAUCAAAAUAAAGAUUGCCUUGCUAAGGAUUCAUAAAUGCCAGGACUAUGACCAGGCUCCAAAUAAGUAACUGUAUUACUUUUUAGGACUCCAAGUGAGCUUCACACCGCAAUCCUAAGCAUGUUUACUCAAAUCAGCUGAUGGAAUGAAAGCUGUCUAUCUCACCUGGGAGGUUCAACAUAAAAUGAGGGAAAGGUACAGGAGGAAGCAAGACUGGCUGGCAUUCAACCUUAAAUAUAUUUACAGUGGUACCUCUGGUUACGAACUUAAUUCAUUCCGGUGGUCCGUUCUUAACCUGAAACCGUUCUUAACCUGAGGCACCACUUUAGCUAAUGGGGCCUCCCGCUGCCGCCACGCUGCCAGCACACGACUUCUGUUCUCAUCCUGAGGUAAAGUUAUUAACCCGAAGUACUACUUUGGGGUUAGCAGAGUCUGUAACCUGAAGUGUUUGUAACCCGAGGUGUUUGUAACCCGAGGUACCACUAUACCUGCAAAUCAGUUGACAAGUUAGUGUGCUUAAGGUCACAACCCAAAGACCAAAGUGUGUACUGUAUAGUUAUAAUUAUAGCUGUCCAUUAUUUAACAUUUACUAAAUGCCAACAGAGGGAUAGAGCAGGGUUGGGGAAACUGUGGCCCUCCAUAGACUACAUCUUGCAUCAGCCCCACUCAAUAUGGCCAGUGGUCAAGGAUGAUGAGGGUUGUCUUCCAACACUUUCAAGAUGGCAGCAGGUUCCCUAUCCUUGUGCUAGAAAUGUGGAAACAGAGCUGAUUGUCUCUUUAAGACCCACCCACACUCCCAUUUCUCCUGUGAUUUCAAGUCACAGGUCUAAGAGGAUUGGUUUUUUGGUCCCACUGAAAACCUGCUGUUUACUGCUGAAUUGAAAAAAAAAAAACAUUAAUCCACAGAAAACACAGAGGUGGGAUUUUAAAAAUCCCUUUCAGACCUGUAACUUGAAAUCACAGGACAAAGUGUGGAUGGGCCCCUAGUUUCAGGCCUCUUUUAAUUUGGGAGGUUGUAGAGCCUGGAAGUGAAAAGAUGGAGUAUAUCCAUUGUAGCACCUUUGGAUAUAUUAGAAAGAUUUUUAAUAUCUAUCUCCUGCAAGUUUUGCUUGCUUUUGUUCAGUACAACUUUAAUGGAUAGAAACAAAAUAAAAAACUUUUAAAAACUUUUUUUUCUUCCAGUAUCACCUCAGAGACCAACUAAGUUUGUCAUUGUUUAUCCAUAAGUUUAAUGGAUAGGAUUGCUUAUGACUAUCAGUGGUCGUUAGUUAUGUAAUGAGCACAUAUGAUAGCAUUCCUAGCGUAUAUUUUCAGUGUGUUAGUUUGUUGCUGUAUUAUUGACAGAAGGUAAAAGCAGAGUGGAAAAAAAUGUCUGCCUAUUGCGCUAAUGCAUUAUACGCUCCUGCUCUGGGAAGCUCAUUGUUAAGCAUUUCAAAUGGCAUUAAGUCUAAAUAAAUUUCCAAGUUUCAAAUCCUGCCUCUCCAGCUGACUGUGAGUUUUACUCCUGACUUGCAGAAACUCAGAAGUUUCGCUUGUGGGCACAGAGUAUCUUGCUCCAUCGCCAUCACACAUUCUAAAUGAGACUCGCACUGUUUUCAGGUGGGAUUCGAUCACACAUUAGCAAAUUCAGAUCACACAGUUGAAGCUGUUAUGGUGCUGUUGCAUAACAAAUCCACUUCUCUGCAAAACGGGACUGUCUUCAUCUUAAGAAAUGUAUGGGGAAAUGCAUUGGAAAAUGUGGGGUAACGUUUGCCUCUUGCAAUGUCA